Linum tenue is the source of this 259-nucleotide messenger RNA. The record is from the annotation of a GenBank genome assembly. NCBI's taxonomy places the organism in Eukaryota, Viridiplantae, Streptophyta, Magnoliopsida, Malpighiales, Linaceae.
GCCGAGCUGGAGGUGCAUCAGGGGGCCGUGUUGCUUGGCUAGGUCGGCGAGCCGGCGGUGGAUUAGGGCGGCGGAGGUGGCGAGCUGGUGGAUGUUGCCGAUGAUGGGGAGCUUCCAUGGUCCUGGAGGCAGGGGAUAUUGGGUGGUUUUGUUCUUCUUCUUUGUUUUGAGAAGAUGGGAUGUGAGGAUUAGAAGUAGGGUUAAGAGGAGGAUGAUUAUGAGGAGGAUUAGUGGGUUAAUGGUGCUUAAAGGGAUGAUG